Messenger RNA from Scomber japonicus (chub mackerel), 1170 nucleotides. Its product is annotated as H-2 class I histocompatibility antigen, Q9 alpha chain-like. Gene Ontology annotation, cellular component: external side of plasma membrane. The coding region runs from base 55 to 1170 and encodes 371 amino acids. The transcript has 6 exons. The record is from RefSeq and is a predicted model, not a curated record. Gene Ontology annotation, biological process: immune response. Lineage: Eukaryota; Metazoa; Chordata; Actinopteri; Scombriformes; Scombridae.
UCCAGCACGCUGAUAAGUUUGAGUUUUAGAAACGUUAAUAGAGUUCACUUAGUGAUGAAGAUGUAUCUCACCACGUUCUUCAUCCUUUUGGUGACGGCGCUGACUGUAAACAGCGAGAAACACUCCCUCAUGUACAUCUACACCGGCCUCUCCAAACCUGUCGGACUUCCAGGCAUCCAUGAGUUCACAGCUAUGGGUCAGAUGGACGGCAGGAUGAUCGACUACUAUGACAGUGAUAUCCAGAGAAAAGUUCCCAUGCAGGACUGGAUGAAAGAGCGACUUCCUGCAGACUACUGGGAGAAAGGCACACAGUCCCGCCAAAGCAAGCAGCAGUGGUUCAAAGUCAACAUCGACAUCCUGAUGAAACGAAUGAAUCAGACCGACGAUGAUCUCCAUGUUCUUCAGUGGAUGGUCGGCUGUGAGGGUGAAACAACUGAGCCUGAUGGCACAUUAAAGUUUGUCCGUGGUGUGUACAUGUACAACUACAACAGACAAGACUUCCUGUCCUUUGAUGACGCCAACUCAGUCUGGGUUGCUCCCACUGAGAUAGCAGUCCAGACCAAGAGAAAGUGGGAUCAUGACCAGCGCCUAAAAGAAUACACCAAAGGCUACCUGGAGAAGGAGUGUAUCCAAUGGUUGAACAGGUUCAUUGAAUAUAAGAAAGAACAGAUGGAAGCUGCCUCUCCACCAGAUGUGUACGUGUUUGCUAAGAACAAAGGGUCAAACCUCAUGUUGACCUGCGUGGCCACAGGUUCCUACCCAAAAGACAUCACCCUUAUCAUCAGAAGGAACGGCCGCACUGUGACUAAAGAGGACGGGUUGAUCUCCUCAGGCGUUCGACCAAAUGAAGACGAUACCUUCCAGAGAAGAGACAGUGUGGAGAUUUUAAAGAGUGACAUCGCUUCAUUCACAUGUGAAUUCAUUCACAGAGCAUCCGGACUGUCUGUUGAGAAGCCUUGGUAUCCUAAAGUUACUGAUGAAGAAAACAUUGAAGGGUUUAUUGGGGUGAUUGUAUGCCUGCUCGUUGUCCUACUCGUGGGUGGAGCUGUAUUGCUGGUGAUGUUGAAGCCAAUCAGUGUGCUCUGUAGGCGGGACAUAGUCACACAGCCCAGAGUGGUGACUUCAGGCAGAGAGAGACGGCUGCAUAAGAGCCAAAGAACCGACUUUUAA